UCCAAAUUAAAAGGUGAUCCCAAGCACACAACUGUGAAUCCAUCCCACAAUCAUUAGUACCCAGCCCCGCGACCGAGUCCCAGAAUCUCUCGUCGAAUGGCGCCCAACCAGCACGACCUUGAGCGGAUUCGCCAGCAGAUCGUGUUGGCCAACAUCCAGGAGCUGCUCCAGAAGAUAACGCGUCGCUGCUUCGACGUCUGCAUCGCCAUGCCGGGACUGGAGUUGCGCUCCACGGAGCACGACUGCCUCACCAACUGCAUGGAUCGGUUCAUGGACUCGGUUCAGGUGGUGUCGUGCCAGUAUUUUCGACGCCGGCGUCGCCAUCAGCAAAUCCGUUUGGCCCGGUCCUCCGCCUCCUCCGCAUCACCACCCGCAUCCGCAUCCGCAUCCGCAUCUGCAACCGCAUCCGUAUCCAUACCUAAGUCCGCAGCAGCAGCCGCAUCCGAGUCCGCAUCUAGUGCCGCCAAUAACGAAAAGGUCAAAUGAUGAUUGAGUCCAGACAGAUGUGCAUGUGCCAUGUGUGCAGUUCAUUCCAAGCCCAAAAAGAAGGCAUAUGUUCCGUCGUAACCCAGAUCCCUAGUGUACGUAGGUGAUGGCCACCUGUCCCACUGAUCCCCAGAGCUUUCGAGGAUGAUUUCAUACUUCGAGGCCUUUGGUUAGGCACG
Molecule: messenger RNA, 665 nt
Organism: Drosophila erecta
Lineage: Eukaryota; Metazoa; Arthropoda; Insecta; Diptera; Drosophilidae
Product: mitochondrial import inner membrane translocase subunit Tim13
Exons: 1
Coding region: 97-486 (129 amino acids)
Source: RefSeq, a predicted model, not a curated record